AUGACAAAAAUCGCUGACUUGACGAACGCUUACGUUGAAAUUUUCAACAAGCACGCUGACAAGGACAGAACAUUGUCAAAAGAGGGGCUCAGAAAAAUAAUCAAAGAAGCAAGUGAGCCUUUCGAUUCGGAAGGACUUUUAAGCGCGCUUAUGGAUGAGCUCGAAGAAGGUCUCGAAGGAAAAAUCUCCUUUGAAGAGUUCAUCGAGUGCAUGGGCGCCAUCAUCAUGGUCUUCGCACUUAUUAGAGAAAGACCUGGGGAUUUGACUGAUAUUCCUCGUUUUCCUCCUGGACGCGAUGCCGAGAUCACCCACUAUUCCCAAGAAGAGACCAAAGAGAAGAUGAAAGAAGAAGCAAUGCGAAAAGUCAGAAAAUACAUUGCCCGCAUCUUUGGAAGAAGAAAAUGA
Molecule: messenger RNA, 405 nt
Organism: Oikopleura dioica
Lineage: Eukaryota; Metazoa; Chordata; Appendicularia; Copelata; Oikopleuridae
Source: the annotation of a GenBank genome assembly